CGGGUGGAAAAAAACAAGUCUGUUCAACCGUGGGCGGAGGUGAAAGCGACCAUAUCGCGAUCGCCACUACUUACUGAUUCGUGUCCUCACCAUAAAAACACUCUACUCUCUCAGUGCAUCGGUGUGACUGGAUAGCGUACAGAGAGCCGCAGAAAAAAAAGACAGCUACUUGGAGCCCCUCGUGGAGAUCGGUUGGUGUUUAGUAAAGCGCAAGUUGCCGCCUUAUUAUUGUGACUCACUUUUGUAACAUCGUGAACAGAAGAGACUUGAAAUGAAGGGACACGCCUGUGUGAUUCUCUUGAUGUGCCUCAGCUGUGUAUGCGCGACGGCACUUCAAGAGAAAUCGGCCAAAGAUGAGUUGCUUCUGGAAUACCUGCGGCAAUACAUGACCGAGUUAAAGAGGGGAGAUGAACCAAAAGCCGUGCCAGCUCAGAGGGGUACUGAAGAGCUUACCCGCGACUACCCACCGCCCAAACAAAUGGACUUGCAGACGCUUCAAGAACGUGACGCCGAUGACGAAAGUCUGGUCAAGUACAAGGAAGCUCUACUGGGUAGCACUGCAGAUGUUUUAGAUGAAGGCGGACAAAAUGUACUAUUGAAGGCCUUGGUAUUUGCUCCAGUAGACCACGAGGAAACUGUUCUGGAUCUGACAGGUGAUCUUUCUCAAUUCAAGCAUAACCCAUUUGUGGUUAAGGAAGGCGCCGAGUACAGGAUUAAACUCAUAUUCAGGGUCCAACGUGAGGGUGUCUCUGGACUGCGGUAUUUUGAAGCUGUUUACAGAAAAGGCAUCAGAGUGGACAAGGCCAAUUUUAUGGUUGGGAGUUACAGACCCAAAACGGAGGAGCACAUCUUCCAGAGUCCCGUGGAUGAGUUACCCGCGGGUUUGUUAGGCCGUGGUGACUAUAUUGUCAAGAGUAAAUUCACAGACGAUGACAAGAAUAUCUACUUGGAGUGGGAGUGGAGUUUCUCCGUUAAGAGAGAUUGGGAAUAAGAUUAUAGUGAUGAUUUCCUACAAAGGAAAUUGGUCUACUGGAAGUGCGGUUUACUUGUAGAUGAUGCUGUUGGUUUUUGAAGGGGUACAUCAUGAAUGUGAAAUUCUUAAUUAAAUUUAUGUUAUCAUGGUUCAGCAAGUAUAGGGAUUAUGUUAGUUAAAUGUAUGCCACAACAUAUACAAUGAAUAUGUAAUUGAUUUUUUUCCCAAAGUGGCACUUUUUUUUUGAAGGAAUUAAUUGUGGCAUUAGUCAUCAGCAUUGCCAAUGAUGACUUUUUUUUAGUCUCUCAGAAAAAGGAACUGCAUGUUCCCCCCCCCCAAAAAAAAAAUGUGUACAUGUAUAUGGAUGCCAUCAUCUAUGUACAGAACAAAACAAAUGACGUAUACUUGUUUUGUAUGAACAUUGCCUUUUCUCAUUUUAUCAGAGCAACUUGUACAACUCUUUCAUUUUGUGGAAGUCUAUAAAACAACGCAUUUAUUAGGAAAUACAUUUUGAUGAUGCUAUUUGUUGUAAUCGCUUAUUAAGUUACUUUUGGGAAUAAAUGAUACAUGUUAGUUGUAUAGCAGGCUUUAUUUU
This is a messenger RNA of Patiria miniata (bat star), 1568 nucleotides long. RefSeq names its product rho GDP-dissociation inhibitor 1-like. The transcript is spliced from 8 exons. Gene Ontology annotation, molecular function: protein binding; Rho GDP-dissociation inhibitor activity. NCBI's taxonomy places the organism in Eukaryota, Metazoa, Echinodermata, Asteroidea, Valvatida, Asterinidae. The record is from RefSeq and is a predicted model, not a curated record. Bases 272 to 991 code for a protein of 239 amino acids. Gene Ontology annotation, biological process: Rho protein signal transduction. Gene Ontology annotation, cellular component: cytosol; membrane; cytoplasm.